Cladocopium goreaui is the source of this 4053-nucleotide messenger RNA. NCBI's taxonomy places the organism in Eukaryota, Dinophyceae, Suessiales, Symbiodiniaceae. The record is from the annotation of a GenBank genome assembly.
AUGGUCACCAACCAAGGCGAAAACGUCCCACUUGAGCUCCAUGGGAAAAGAUGGUAUCUCAAGGUUCAGCACUUCGCCGGUUCAGCAAGUCACGAUGGCGGAUCACCUUCGGGGAAUCACCCGGAAGUCCACUGUCGGGUAGCACCGGUCGAAGCAGGUCAGAAGAUUGAAGAGGAGAAGGAGCCUGAUGAGUGGAGACGAGAGAAGAAAAAUGGCAAUGACUAUCUCAUUCGAGUUCACAACACUCCGAGAUUCCAACUCUUUUCGCCGAGCAAGAUGAAGGAGCUUCCUGUUUCGCUCCACUCCAUCCUGCCAGGAAGAUUGACAAAGAUGGUGUUCAGUGAAAAUGGAGAACAGGCCGAGGACGAAAGUCUUUGGACCAGACGAGGCACAGCGUCAAAGAACAUGGGAAAGGAAUGGCUUGGAGAAAGCUGGUUUCGAUUGAAAGAUGAAGAAGAUGAGGAGACAGCCGAGGAGAUUGACGAGAAAGAGCUGAUGCCAGCAGGUAUGGUGAAUGUGGAAGCAACACAGGAGGAAUCACUUCGAUUGCUUGGGAAAGGAGAGAGCAGAGAGAAAGGAGAUGCAGAAAGUGAUGGAUAUGAACCUUCCAUAGCUGUCACAGAGGAUUUAGAGAAAGCCAUGGAUGUAGGCGAGCCUGAGGUGCACAAGGCAAACAUUGAAGCACCACCGCAGCCUUCAGCAAAGGAGCGGGACGAACACAGGUUGCAUCACGCAAAUUUCGAAGCAUGGUGUGAGGUAUGUGUGCAAGGACAAGGCAAAGACAAGCACCACAAGCGCAAAGAGGAAUCAAAGGAACAUAUCAUCUACUCAGACUACUUGUUCUUCAACAAGGAUGGACACAUCAUUGACAAGGAGACCGGAUUGAAGCAGAAGGGCCUGGUGACGGUGUUGACAGCAAUUUGCAAAGACAGCCAAUUCCCGUUUGUCAUUGUGGUACCAGCGAAAGGUGGCAACGAGUAUGCCAUCAAAGCGCUUAUCACAUGGAUUGAGGAACUUGUUUGGGACAAAGUCACCAUUCAGGUGGAUCAAGAAAACUCACUGCACAAGCUCUAUGAUGAGGUCAAGAAGAGAAUGCCGGAAAAGAAAGUCAAGCUGAGAAAAUCACCUCGCUACAGUUCACAAUCUUUGGCUGAUGGCGAAAUGGUGAAUGGCUUGAUUGCAGGAAAAGUCAGGACAUGGAUGGCCGAGAUAAAUGAGAACUACAAGAUCAAAGCCAGCUGUGACCAUUACAUAUUUCCUUGGGUGGUCAGACACUCAGCAUGGACUUUGGCCAGGUUCCACAUCAACAAAAGCAGAACGACUCCAUAUCGAAUAAUCUCAGGUGCCGAGUACACGGGCGAGCUGAUUCCAUUGGGAGAGACAGUGAUGGCAAAGUUCCCUCGAGCAGCUAACGAGAAGUCAGCACCUAGGUGGAUCAAAGGCAUAUAUGGAGGCAAAACCAGCAGUUCCGAUGAGCAUCUUGUGCUCACAGAAUCGGGAGCUCAGAAGUACCGCACUGUGAGGAGGUUACCAGUUGGUUCUCAGUACCAGAAGGAGACCUUCGACAAGAUGCGGAGAGCACCGUGGAAUGCAGUUUUGGGAAUAACCAAAAGCAAGCCGGAUGCAGUCGUAUCCAGGAAGGCUUUGGUUUCAGCACCAGAACUGGCAAGCGAAGAGGUCUACGACUUCAAAGAAAAGCCAGAGCAAGAACAACCGUUGGCAAUUGAAAUUCCAGCGCCCAUGGUUAGACUCCAGGAGAGCAAAAGAGAAGAUCGAAAAGAGCCAAAGGAAGCUGCAAGCAGCAAAGAAAGCAAGAUGACCGUGGAUGAUGAAGGAGAAAAGGUUGAGAUUGAAGAACCAGAUCCAAAGAGAGUCAAAGCAGAAGCAGCAGGUCAGGGUCAGCGGCAGCAAGUUGAGGAGACCGAGGUCAGUACAACUCAAGACAUGAUCGCGGCAGUUGCUCAAAAUGGUGAAUGGAGAUAUGCAGGAGAGAAAAGAAAGACAGGUGGUCACUAUGACAAAAUACAUGAGUACAAGAAAUGGCUGGAAAAGAAUGGAAGCUAUUUUAGCAGUUCCACGCUAGCCAACAUCAUGGACUACCUCGACGAUGUAACCAGAGACGAAGAAGUUCUCAGAGAAGCCAGGAAAGAAGAAUUGAGAAAGCUGAAUGAAGUCUAUGGAGCUUUCAAACCCAGAGACAGAAGAGAAUUCAGCAAAGAACUCACGGUGUUUGGACACAAAUGGGUGGACAAAGUCACCGAAGGAAUAGCGAAAUCUCGAUUGACAUGCCAAGAUUUCAAAAGAAAGAACCAAAGUGAAGACAAAGACAGUUCGGAAACACCUAGCAAUUUCUGUCCUACUCCACACGAAGCAUCAAAGAAGAUGGUGGAGGUCUACAGUUUGUUGCACAACUUGCCAAGAGUCAAGGCGGAUCUUUCAUCGGCGUUCCUGAUUGCGAAGGACCAGGGAGACAGCAAAGGCCAACCAGUCAUGAUAAAACCUCCACAGGAAUGGUUGGAGGAUUAUGAUGUCUGGUUAGUUCGCCAACCUAAGGAAAUUCAGGACGAGCUGAAGGCAAACAACGAACAUGAGACGGAGCAAUCCCCGACCCAGCCACCAUCUGGCGAAGACACGGGCGAAGAGAAAGGAGAAGACAAGGGGGAAGAUAAUGGUGAAGACAAUGCGAACGAGGGCGAAGAGAAAGGUGAAGACAAGGGUGAAGAGAAAGGUGAAGACAACACGAAUGAGGAGCUUGAACAGGCCAAACAGGAGGUCUCCAACUUGAGUGAACAGAUGGAGAAUUCCGGUCAGUUCGAGAUGGAGAGGCAAAAGAGCGUGGGCUUGAACGAGGAGCUUGAACAGGCCAAACAGGAGGUCUCCAACUUGAGUGAACAGAUGGAGAAUUCCGGUCAGUUCGAGAUGGAGAGGCAAAAGAGCGUGGGCUUGAACGAGGCGUUGGCGGUGACGCAGUCGCAAGUGAAGGAUCUCUGGGCCAAGGUCUGCUCGGUGACGUCCGCUUCGGAAGUGCUGCAGCAGGAGGAGGCGCCUGUGAUGAUGCGCCGCGAGGCACGGUGUGUAGGCAGCUUGGACGAUGGCGGUGUGCUGAAAUCCUGGCCCGACACUGUCGUGAACAUGUUCCGACAAGCACGUCAACAGCACACAGUCGAGAGCCAGGGCCUGCGUCCACUUCAUCUUGUCUGUGGAGCCUCACAGAAGCCACACCCAGAGAAGGCAGCCACUGGCGGAGAGGACAGCCUAUUCAUAUGCCCCAAUGGCAGUGCUGCAGGAGUUGCUGACGGCGUGGGCUGCUGCCACGGAUGGGGCAUAGACCCCAAGCCCUUCGCCGAUCAGCUCAUGGCGACAGCCCGAGAAUCGGCACACGAUAUGCAGGAUGAGGCACUGUUGGCAGUCCAAGACCGCGCCCGAAUCGUAGUCCGAGAGAGCUGCCAAGCAGUCGGGAAUCUUCGGCUCUUCCACGUGCCUGGUGGCUCUUGUGGAUCCCAAUGAACCCAAGCUUGGCGUGGCCAACUUGGGGGAUUCGGGACUCAGGAUCCUACGCUGGAGCAACGGAUUUUCUGGCAAGCCACGGGGGGUGUACAUCGCAGAGCGCACCUCAGAACAGCAACAUGCCUUCAACACUCCGUACCAACUUUCGUUCCUGCCCAAGGCGAUAAAGGAUACAUAUGAAGAGCGGGGCGUUCGCUAGGAUUUGCCAUCAGAUUGUCAGACCUACACCUUCCAGGUACGAGAAGGCGAUGUGGUGCUUCUGGGCACGGAUGGCAUCUUCGACAACCUCCAUGACUGGGAGAUCUGCGAGUUGGCCACGGUCGCCAUGGAGGGCGGUGACAAAAUUGAGCCGCACAAGCUGGCACACGCCUUCGCAGAGGCAGCUUUUGUUCGAUCCCAGGACCCAAAGGCACAGACCCCGUUCCAAGAUAGUGCCAGUCAGCACAACCUUAGGAUGCCUGGCGGCAAGAUGGAUGACAUCACUGUAGUGGCCUGUGUGGUCACAUCGUGAUGUUCUUUGCGCUGGGCGAAGAUCCACUUGGAGAC